Ostrinia furnacalis (Asian corn borer) is the source of this 3074-nucleotide messenger RNA. RefSeq names its product UDP-glucuronosyltransferase 2B20-like. NCBI's taxonomy places the organism in Eukaryota, Metazoa, Arthropoda, Insecta, Lepidoptera, Crambidae. The record is from RefSeq and is a predicted model, not a curated record. Bases 177 to 1745 code for a protein of 522 amino acids. Gene Ontology annotation, molecular function: UDP-glycosyltransferase activity. The transcript is spliced from 4 exons.
AUUAUGUAACAUAAGUUACAUAAGCAAUAAAAAAUCCCUGUCUAAGUACAUAUUUACGUAGCUUCUUAUAAUAGAUGAUUGUUUGAACUGCGGCCAGUCGGUUUGAUUCGCGCGGAUGAAUGGUACUGUGUUAGUCGCCGGGAAGUGGUUGUAAAGGAUUUUUUAAUUAAUAAAACAUGUUGUGGUAUUGCAUAGGAGUGGUUAUUCUAUCAAUAUGUUCCGAGUGUGCAAAUAUCUUGUACGUUGUGCCGUUUACAUCGAGAUCUCAUUAUAUUAUGUUGAAGCCAAUUGGUUUGGAACUCGCUAAAAGAGGCCACAAUGUAACCGUGAUCACUGGACAUAAAACAGACGUAAACCUCACUAAUUACCAUCAGGUAAUGGUGGAUGACAAGGAAAUCUGGGAAUUAACAGGGAUGAAACGUCCAAACGUAUUUACCAUGGUGGAUAUCUCGGCAGAAGAAUUCCACGAUAUCAUCUUAUGGCGUGGAGGGUUGGGUCACACAGAAGUGACUUUACAGUCGCCUCAAGUGAAGCAUUUCUUGGCAAAUGACAACAAAUUCGACCUGGUGAUAAGCGAGCAGUUCUUCCAGGAAGCUAUGUUCACGUUAGCUCAUAAGUACAACGCUCCUCUAGUGCUCAUCACAACAUAUGGAAACUGCAUGAGGCACAAUAUUGUAUCACGAAAUCCCUUGCAGCUGGCGACUGUCGUAUCAGAAUUCUUGGAUGUUAAAGACCCGACCAGCUUCUGGGGGAGACUCAGGAACUUAUACUUCACAGUUUAUGAGUAUGUGUGGUGGAAGUACUGGUAUUUGGAGAAGCAGGAGGAAUUUGUGAGGAAGUACUUGCCUAACUUACCCCAACCAGUGCCAAGUUUGUAUGAGCUGCAGAGAAAUGCUGCGUUGAUCUUGAUUAACAGUCACUUCAGUUUUGACGGCCCGGUUGCUUACCUUCCGAAUAUUGUGGAGGUUGGUGGUUUACAUCUGACACGCAGUACAAGCAAGUUACCUCAGGAUCUACAAAAACUCCUGGACGAAUCAAAGCAUGGGGUUGUAUACGUGAAUUUCGGUUCAAAUGUCCGCAGCUCUGAAAUGCCCCCUGAAAAGAAACUUGCGUUUGUGAAAAUAUUCUCAGAGCUGAAGCAAACAGUUUUUUGGAAAUGGGAAGAUGAUAAUUUUGAUAUCAAAACCAAUAAUGUAGUGAUACGGAAAUGGUUCCCACAAAAGGAUGUAUUAUCGCAUCCAAACGUCAAAGUGUUUAUAUCACACGGGGGUCUCAUCGGGACCCAAGAGGCCAUCUUCCACGGAGUUCCUAUCAUAGGGGUGCCUAUCUACGCCGAUCAAUACAACAAUCUCCUCCAAGCCCAGAAGUUAGGCUUCGGAAAAAUCUUACAGUACCGCGACAUCAAUGAGGAUACGCUAAGGAAAAAUCUCCAUGAAGUACUAAAAGAUGAUACUUAUAAGAACAAGGCACAAGAAAUGUCUAAACGGUUCAAAGAUAGACCGAUGCCAGCUCUAGAUACAGCGAUGUAUUGGAUAGAAUAUGUUAUAAGAAAUAAAGGAGCCGAUUUCAUAAAAAAUCCAGCUCAUGAAUUGAGUUGGUUCGCAAACAACAUGCUUGAUGUUUUUGCUUUUCUUUUGUUGAGCUUUAUUGUUAGUGCGUAUGUUGUUUUUAUUGUUGUACGGGCACUUAUUAUAAUUGCACAAUCUUCUAGUACUAAUAAAAGCAAAAAAAUUAAGACGAAAUAAAAAAAAUCACAAACUUACUUAUUUUAUUAGUACCAGUCUACACAAGAGCCAUCUUACAUAAAGGCACUGAACUAACUUGCAAACAACAACAACCUUAGUGUAAAACAAUGUGAAAGCGUUUCAGCGCCAGAAAAGUUCUUUUUCAGUUUCAUAGAUGGCGUUUUUUUAAAUUCGAAUAUAAAAUGAACUUUUAAAUACCUACAUAAUAUUUUUUCCUGUGAAAGAAUAUUUAAUUAUAACUACAACGUUACGUUAUAAUUACAUUUAUUAUAAAUUCUAAUGCAUAUAAAUAGAAAUCAGCUGUGUGUUAAUUUAAUUUACUUACCUUACUGUCCGUUAAACUGUUAAAGGGAGAUAAUUAUUUUUCUCUCAUUAGAAAAUUAUUUUAACAUUUAAAAACCUUUGCAGGUGAAACCAUAACUCAUUCGAGCAGGGUUUAAAAUGAAAAUUGCCUCCAUGUAUACUAUUUUAGUUGCGUAUGAAUAAAUCGGUAUUACGGCUGGAUAAUUAAUGGCCGUCGUAUAACUAAUAAGAGGCUCUACAAAGGCAAUUGUAGGUCUUUAGAAUAUUCAAAUCGGGAACCUUUGCCCUCGUAACGACAAUUGUAGUUAUGAGAGGGCUCGUUAUAACUCUUAGGCUGGGUUGCACCAUCUUACUUUAACUUGGACAAACGUCAAAAAUCUGUCAAACUCCAUACAAAAAACACCGGUUAUUGUUAAAGUUACGGUCAAAGUUAGGUGGUGCAACUCAGCCUUAGUGGCCUUCCGGGCCCGAAACCCAGGCCUUUUGUUUGACUUCACACCCGAAGGAUAAAGGUCAAUUUGAUUUAGAUAUUAAACGACUUUUCACUCAUUUGUUUGAUAACAAUCAAAGGGUUUGGUACGAAUUCAAUAACUCUUGGAAAAUUAAAAUUAGUUUAAGAGACAAAUUUGACUUCUGAAAUAAUUUGCUUCUGCGUCAUGAAACGUGAAAACAACUAUCGUUAAUUUGUUAAACAAUAAGUUACUAAUCCCAUUAUCACGAAAAAUGGCCUAUUCAUCUGUAAUUUAUUAAAAUGGUCUAGUCAUGAUUAAAUAUCUAAUUAUCUAACUAACUAGACCAGCUGCUGAUUUAUUAUGUACCUAAACGAAUACGGUAUAAUCGAUGCUCUGUAUGAGUAACAACGCUCUACAUAAGUAGAGACUUCUAUUUAUCCAAUCCAUUGAUUUCCACUAAUUUAUAUCAUAGGAAUUUCAGUAUCAAUGAAAAAAAUCGAUAUUUGGAACAACAAUGGAACAAUGAUUUAUCACCUGCAUUUCAUAAUUUCAUGUUUUUGUUAUACGAGUAAAA